Messenger RNA from Manihot esculenta (cassava), 1122 nucleotides. Its product is annotated as actin-depolymerizing factor. The record is from RefSeq and is a predicted model, not a curated record. Gene Ontology annotation, cellular component: actin cytoskeleton; cytoplasm. Gene Ontology annotation, molecular function: actin filament binding. The transcript is spliced from 3 exons. Lineage: Eukaryota; Viridiplantae; Streptophyta; Magnoliopsida; Malpighiales; Euphorbiaceae. Gene Ontology annotation, biological process: actin filament depolymerization. Bases 507 to 926 code for a protein of 139 amino acids.
AUAAUAUUGAGAAUUAGUGAUGACGUAAUGGUUCCUAAUUAACUUGGGUAAAUAGUAAAUAUUUUAUUAUGAAAAUUGAUUUAAAAAUAUUUUAUUAUAAAUAAAAAAAUCAUAACUAUAUUUUUUUCAAUUGGCUCAAUAUAUAAUGCAAAGAAAAGGGUAAGAUGGAUAUGAUCACCCAACUAACCAUCGAAGCAGGGGGAAGACUGAGAACCUAAAUUGGGAAAAAUGGUAAUUUUAAGGCAAAAAUUUUCAACAACAUAAAUUAAUGAAAAUAAUAACCAUUAAAAAAAUCUAUAUUACUUCCUCAUAACGUGGCAAAUUCAAAGUAUGUUGUGGACGUGAUCAGCUUUCCCCACAAAAAUCUCUCAAUCCUCUCCUUUCUUCUCUUUCUUUUUUCUCAAUGCUUUAUCAAAACCAGUGAUCUCUUUCCCUCUUCUCUGUUUUCUUCAUUUGCUUCUUUUCCUUUCUUCGUUGCUUAGCUCUACAGAAAAUUGCAGGACAACAUGGCGAAUUCGGCAUCUGGAAUGGCUGUAAACGACGACUGCAAGCUCAUGUUCUUGGAACUUAAAGCAAAAAGGAACCACCGAUUCAUUGUGUUCAAGAUCGACGAGAAAAUUCAACAGGUGAUGGUAGAAAAGAUGGGGAGUCCUCAAGCAUCGUAUGAUGAGUUUACGAGCUCCUUGCCUCCUAAUGAGUGCCGUUAUGCUGUUUUCGAUUUUGAUUUUACUACUGACGAGAAUUGCCAGAAAAGCAAGAUUUUCUUCAUUGCUUGGUCUCCUGACACCUCCAAGGUGAGGCAAAAGAUGCUUUAUGCGAGCUCCAAGGAUAGAUUCAAGAGGGAAUUGGAUGGGAUUCAAGUUGAGUUGCAAGCCACUGAUCCCAGCGAGAUGAGCUUGGACAUUGUCAAAGGCCGAGCUCUCUGAAUUUAAAAGAAAAUCGCCAUUAUUAUCUCUUCACCAUCCUAUCAAUGAUGGUCUUGACUUUGAGUUUGAAUUAUUAAUGAACGUAAUUAAUGUUAUAUUUAUUUAGGAUUUUUUUUUUCUUCCUCAGUGAUCCAACUAUAUAUUGGUAGACCAAGUCUUAAAAUUCUUUCAUGGAAACAACGUUAUAAUAAAUAGA